Molecule: messenger RNA, 1148 nt
Organism: Bufo gargarizans (Asiatic toad)
Lineage: Eukaryota; Metazoa; Chordata; Amphibia; Anura; Bufonidae
Exons: 2
Coding region: 457-1146 (229 amino acids)
Source: RefSeq, a predicted model, not a curated record
UGCCUACAGUGACCGUUUGAAAAAAGACGCUUCGUGGGAGAAGGUGGCACGGAGCAUGCGCAGAAGUGAAUGGGCCAAGGCUGAUAGCCGAGGCCGGGCCGCAUUAGGUAAGUGUUAUCACUGUAGUUGUGCUGUCCUUGCCCUCUGUGUGGCCCUAAUAUAUAGUUUGAAUGUCCCAGAGGUGACAAUAGUGUUUUCAGGGUGGUCCAGCCUCCUUUUGCCUAAAGGCCUGUACAUGGUUUUUUAAUGUGGCGUCUAUUUUUCCCCUUUCUUAAUUUUUUACCUCACAAUUGUCUUCUAUGUCAUUUUUAAACAGUGAAACAAACGAAAACCCGCUGGGCGAGCUGCCGGGACCAGUUCCGCCGGGAGCUGACCAGCAAAGGCCGGAGUGGGGAGGGCUCAUCGACCAAACGGGCCUAUAUCUAUACGGCCCAGUUGCAGUUUCUGCGGCCAGUAAUGGAACUGAGGCCUACUGUGGACAGUCUGGAUCCCUCACAAGAUUCGGACACGUCGGCCAGUGAACCACCUGCAAGAUUUUCGCCCCAGGGAACUCCGUCGCCAACACCGGCUGAGGACCCUGAGGACUCCACGCUGGCCGAGGAACCCGUACCACCUUCCAGUCCACCACGGGUGGUCCAGACCCAGCCCAGACGGCGCCGCCAACUCCCUCCCUCUACCUCUGUGCCAGAGAGUCGGGAGGCUAUUGAUGCCCGCCUCAUAGAAUUUCUGGCCCAGAGGAGGAGUGAAGGAGUUGAGGAGAAGACUUUACGGGGCUUAGGACAGCUAUUGAGGCAUGUCACUCCUUUAGAGCACCAUGAGUGCCUUGCCUCCUUAGCUGUAGUUUUAAAAAUGUUUGCGCUUCCUAACCAUGGGGACCUUCUUGGGAAGCUUAAUGCGAUGAAAGUGGACCUGGAGAAUGCGCAACAGCAGCAAAGUGCCGGGCCAUUUGAAGGUGCGCCACAAGCAGCACAAGGUCCAGGAUACCACCCACAACCCCACUAUGGACUCCCCCAGGGCCCAAUGCAUCAAGUGGGUCAGCCCCUUUACCCGGGCAGUUUUGCAUCUGGGUUACCUCAACAGGCCAAUAUCAGGCCACGGUCCUCGUUUCCACCAGGAUCUUUUACUCAGGACCUUCUUAAUUUGUAAGA